Messenger RNA from Hyposmocoma kahamanoa, 1612 nucleotides. Its product is annotated as myeloid zinc finger 1-like. The record is from RefSeq and is a predicted model, not a curated record. The annotation marks the transcript as partial. NCBI's taxonomy places the organism in Eukaryota, Metazoa, Arthropoda, Insecta, Lepidoptera, Cosmopterigidae. The transcript is spliced from 12 exons.
GUAAUGGAUAGGAGAAAAGGAGAGUAGUCCAAAAUGGAUGGAGAUGGGGAAGAAUUUACCCUCCACUGGGAGGAGGAGGUGGAAGUCAAGAAUUCAUCGGAUGUGGUAAAAACAGAGGUUGCCAACUACAGCCUUGAAAAUGUGCAACCUGGGCCAUAUGCACAAAUGCAAUCAGAUAUGAUAGCUGACACAGAUCAAAUGGCAGCAGAGAACUUGAUGUACUUAGCCCAGGAUGUAGUGAGCUAUACAGAGACAGCUGAGCUUGACCCCAGUGUAGAGUGUGUCACGGAAGAGGUCAUUACCGAUGACUGGGUGCCACAUGGUGGACAAGAUAGAGUUGAAGUGUCUCUAGAUCAUUUCGUAAAUCCAGUGUCAGAUAUCAAAGAAGAAAAUGACAUUGAUGUCCCCUUGCCCACAGAUCAAGAUGAAUACACAGCCAUGCGGCCAUGGCCCUGCGAUUUCUGUUCGCGGAGGUUCCGCAAGAAAGCGGCUUUAAUGAACCACAUGGUUGCCCAUCAAAAUGACCGACCUCAUGCUUGCAAUCUUUGCGGCGUGCGAUAUGUGCGAAAAUGUGACUUGAUGAACCACCUCAAGGUCCAUGCUUUUGUACCCGACACACAGGAUGCCAUUGAUUACGAAGAGAUGUUAGACAAUGACCAACUUCUAAAACCAAAAAAGAAGAGGGGGCGACGGAAAAAGAAUCCUGAUCCUGUUGAAAAUGGUCUAUGGGAGAACAUGACUAGUGCACGCACUCAACAAUGGUCACGACGGCGGUCGCCUAAACCCCCUCCGACGCCGCCGUCCCCGCCAUCGCCAGCGUCCCCCCCUUCGCCGCCAACGCCGCCGCCCGCGCCCGCUGACCCCAGCCGCCCUUUUGUCUGUCGCCAUUGUGGAGUUGGAUUUGCUAGAGAGAAGGCAUUGCAGUCACAUGCAAGGGUGCACGGCGGCGAUUCUCCGGUGGAGUGUGUGUCAUGCGGUGAGUUGUGCUGGUCACGCGAAGCGUUGGCACACCACGCUGCCACCAAGCACCCGCACCUACCGCCACCGAAGCACGAGACGCCACGGAACGACUACAACGACUCAAACUCGGAUGACGACAUGGAGUUCCGUCUGUCGCCGAUGGAGGGGGUCCGGGACGCGAGUUCAGAACGCGCCAGUAUGGACGCACUAAGGGGACCUUCACUCUUCUGUCAAGACUGUGGCGUCGCCUUCCAGCGAGCUGAUCUCUUGAGGAGGCACGUCGCUGCUGCACACAGCUACAAACGGCACGACAGCACGAGCAGCGCGUGGGAGCACACGUGUGACGUGUGCGGUGAGUCCUGUCAGGACGCGUUGCAGCUGUUGGCACACGCGGAGCUGCACGCCGACCCGCCCAACCAACAAAGGCAUCACACUAGAAUGAAAAAAGUGUCGAGAGGUCGAAAUAAUACAUCUUCGUUAAAUAAUUCGCGACAGUUUCCGUGCAGAGAAUGUGGCAAAGUGUUCGGGUCGCGCAGUUCGCAGCAGAUCCACGUGCGUAUUCACACGGGCGAGCGGCCAUACGCCUGCCGUUUCUGCUGGAAGGCAUUCGCCGACGGGGGCACGCUCAGGAAACACGAGAGGAUACACACUG